AUUGACGUCUAAGACCCAAAAAAAUGAAAUCCAACCACGCGGCCCUUGGACAAGGUUGGCCCGGUUUGACGACGCCGGUGCAUUGAACCUGUAUAUCCGGUUGAAGGAAGUGUACUGAAAACUACAAAACCCAUCUAUCGCGCCAAAAUUCCUGUCGUCCUGUCCUCGCCGUCAAUAUCGUUUCCCUGAAGAAGCGACACCGUUUCAGUGUCCAUCUUACCGAAUGACUCUUUCCGGUGCCCUCAUGUCCUCCGCCAUCAUCUCCUGGAAAUCCAGCGGGAGGCUUCAACAAACCAUACGGAGAUGCGUGGAGGUCAGUGGGAAGGGUCUCCACUCAGGCAAUGAAUCAACCGUGAGGUUAUCGCCGGAGUAUGCUCAGAAAGGGAGGUACUUUGAUUUCCACUCUAAAUAUUCCAUUCCUGCAUCCAUUGAUUUCGCCCAGCAAAAUUCGCCUCUUUGUACUACGCUGUCUGCUGAUCGAUUCAAAGUUCGAACCGUUGAGCACUUGCUUUCUGCUCUCGAGGCCACCGGCAUUGAUAAUUGCAAGAUUCAGAUUUUCAACAAUAAUGUCGACUCCGAAGAAGAUGAUUGCGAUUUUGAGAUUCCUAUAUUGGAUGGGUCGGCGAAACAAUGGGUUGAAGCUAUAGAAAAGGCUGGUUUGGUUGUGGCGGUAGAUGAGAGUGGCAAUAGCUGUGAAAGAAUGGCGCCUUAUUUGAAUGAACCUGUGUAUGUGUGCAAGAAUGAUUCUUUUGUGGCUGCAAUCCCAUCGCCUAAUGUUCGCUUGACUUAUGGGAUUGAUUUUUCUAAGGUUUGUGCCAUUGGCUGCCAGUGGUUUUCUUUAGCUCCUUUGGAUGAUUCUUUCUAUGUCAAACAAAUAGCUUCAUCAAGAACUUUUUGCAUAUACGAGGAGGUGGAGCAAAUGCGAAAUAUAGGACUCAUUAAAGGGGGAACAUUACAGAAUGCUAUUGUUUGCAGUGCCAGUAAAGGCUGGUUGAACCCACCACUUCGUUUCCCUGAUGAACCUUGUCGUCAUAAGAUCUUGGAUCUUAUUGGUGACCUUUCCCUGUUUGCACGGCUUGGUAAUCAAGGGCUUCCAGUGGCACACAUAAUUGCUUACAAGGGUGGCCAUGCACUGCAUGCUGAUUUUGUGUGUCGCCUUAAUGACCUAUUGAAGAAGUAACUUUGCUGUCCACAAAAAUCGAAAAGGUGUGGGCAUCUCUUAUAUAUAGAAUUUUGACUGAUUGAGAACACAUCAACUUUGUUCUGAUGAUUUAAUUCACAUGGAGAACAUACGAGUUCUGACGAGAAUUAUAGAGACGCAGCCAGUCAUGCAGCUUAUGGUAAGGGUCUUGUGUGGUUCAGUGAUCGGAAAAAAGAGGGACACCCUACGAAUCUUUUGAUGUUUCCAACCUCUAGAUUCCCCUCACGGUGAUGUAGGAUUGGGGUGCCUUGAUGCCAUGGGCUUACUGUUAAUUAUGGUGUUCUUUUAAUCUUCAUGGCAUGGUAUGUUGACCUCUAGAACCAAAUGUUUUUGAUAUUAUCCGUAAUUAGAUUUUCGUUGGUGGUAGUUUUGAUAUUGGCAUCCAUCAAAUGAAUUUAGAACUAAGGGAUUCUCAA
Messenger RNA from Hevea brasiliensis (rubber tree), 1617 nucleotides. Its product is annotated as probable UDP-3-O-acyl-N-acetylglucosamine deacetylase 1, mitochondrial. Bases 224 to 1180 code for a protein of 318 amino acids. The record is from RefSeq and is a predicted model, not a curated record. The transcript has 7 exons. NCBI's taxonomy places the organism in Eukaryota, Viridiplantae, Streptophyta, Magnoliopsida, Malpighiales, Euphorbiaceae. Gene Ontology annotation, biological process: lipid A biosynthetic process.